GGUUGAACAGCUCUUAUUAUCAGAAAGUUCUUUCGGUGGUAAAAAGAGGCGGCCCCACAUCCGUCGUGAUCCUCCGCCAAGUCGUCAGUUGAAAACCAAGGAGAAUGAUGCAGAAGCGCCUUUCCCUGGGAGCGAUGUUAUUGCUGGAGCACUCCUACUGUCGCCCAGCCAGUCCAGAUGACACCAGCAGAAAAUAUACCUGCCCGAUCUGUGGCGAGUGCUUUGCCUCCACGUUGGCUCUUGCCAGACACCAGAGAAUCCACACAGGAGAGAAGCCCCAGAACGGCAGUGAGAGUGAGGAAUGUUUUGGUCAGAGUUCAGGGCUUUUGAGCCACCAAAGUACCCGCCAAAGAGAAAAACCCCAUAAGUGUGCAGAGUGUGGGGAAACGUUUUCUCAUCGAUCUGUCCUUCAGCUCCAUCGGAAGGUCCACGCAGCAGACAACUCCUACAACUGCCGGAAGUGUGGAGAGAAACAUUCCCGACUCUCGGAUUUUGUGAAGCAUCUCAGAGCCCACGCAAGAAUAAAACCGUACAAAUGCUUGGAGUGUGGGAAAUGUUUCCCUCAGGAAUUGCAGCUUUGUGAACACCAGAGAGUCCACACAGGAAAUAAACGACACAAAUACUUACAGUCUGAGACGAGCUUUUCUAGACGGCGGCAACUGGUGAGACGUCAGCAGAUCUAUAAGGGGGGUAAACCCUAUAAGUGCAUGAAAUGUGGCAAAUCGUUUGCUCAGCACACUGUCCUUGUCAUCCAUCGGAAGGGCCACUCGGGAAAGAAACCAUAUAAAUGCUUGGAGUGUGGGGGAAAUUUCCCUAGCCGAUCAGUUUUUGUGAAACAUCAGAGAAUCCACACAGGGCCCCACAGAUGUGAUGGGUGCGGGAAAAGUUUUCUCUGGAGAUCACAGCUUCUUGUACACCAGAAAAUCCCCACAGGACAGAAAUGCCACAAAUGCAGUGAUUGUGAGUCAUCCUUCUCUUGUAGGCCACAACUUGUUAUUCAUCAGCGAACCCAUUCAGGAGAAAAGCCUCAUAUGUGCUUGGAGUGUGGGAAACGCUUCCCCACAAAAUCAGAUCUUGUUCAACACCAGAUAAUCCACCCAGGAAAGAAACCCUAUCAAUGCACAGAGUGUGGGAAAUGUUUUCUUGAUAAAUCUGCCCUUUGGAGCCAUCAGGCGGUUCACAGUGGAGAGAGGCCCCAUAAAUGUGCGGAGUGUGGGGAAAGGUUUGUUUCGCCGUCAGAACUUGAAAUCCAUCAGGGAAUCCACACAGGAGAGAAACCCUACAAAUGCAGGAAAUGUGGAAAAUGCUUUGCCGGCCUAGCAGACCUUGAUGAACACCAGAGAGUGCACACAAUAAAGGGGCCUUAUGAAUGUAGAGAUUGUGGGAAAUGUUUUUCUACUUCAUCACAUCUUAAUAGACAUAAGAAAGCCCACCCAGGGAAGCCAUAUAUAUGUUUGGAAUGUGGAAUGAUAUUUUCUCAUUCACAUACCCUUAAGGGGCACCAGAAAAAGCAUACAGUAAAUAGAUGCCAUGAAUGCUUGGAAUGUGGAAAUGUUUUUCUAGGAGAGACGGUCUUGUGA
Messenger RNA from Podarcis muralis (Common wall lizard), 1580 nucleotides. NCBI's taxonomy places the organism in Eukaryota, Metazoa, Chordata, Lepidosauria, Squamata, Lacertidae. The record is from RefSeq and is a predicted model, not a curated record.